AUGGAACAAAAAUCAAUUAGGUGCCAAGAAGAUGUUGCCCUCAGCAUCACAAAGCAUUUAUUCUCAAAACAAGAUUAUCAACGGAAGAAUCUCAUCUUUUCGCCCAUCUCCCUCCAUGUUGCUCUUAGCAUCAUGGCCUCUGGUUCAGCCGGCCGCACACUCGACGAGCUUCUUUCCUUCCUCCAAUUUGACUCUAUCGACCAUCUUAACACCUUCUUCUCUCAGCUUAUCUCCGCAGUGUUCUCCAACACCGUUGCUCCUUCACAUCAUCUAUCUUUUGUUAAUGGAAUGUGGGCGGAUGAAUCGCUUUCCCUUUCCAAGUCUUUUAAACAACAUGUGGUCCGUCAUUACAAGGCAACUCUAAAAUCAGUUGAUUUUAAGACCAAGGGUGACCAAGUGUGCCAUGAAGUGAAUUCGUGGGUUGAAAAAGAGACAAAUGGCCUUAUUACAAAGCUUCUUCCUCCCAAGACACUAAGCGAGUCAAUUGCGCUUAUCUUUGCAAAUGCAUUGUGCUUCAAGGGUGCAUGGAAACGCAAGUUUACUAAAACAUUCGAUAGUAAUUUUCACCUCCCUAACGGCACUUCCGUCAAGGUUCCCUACAUGACAACCAAGAACAAGGAGCAGUUUAUUAGCAUUUUUGAUGGUUUCAAAAUUCUCCGUCUUUCUUAUAAACAAGGUAGAGAUAAAACUCGUCGGUUCUCCAUGUACAUUUUUCUUCCAGACACAAAAGAUGGACUGCCAGCUUUAAUUGAAAAGUUGGCUUCAGAAACUGGAUUCUUGGAAGGGAAGCUUCCUCGGCGAAAAGUGCGAGCACGUAAGUUUAUGAUUCCAAAAUUCAAGAUUUCUUUUGCAUUUGAAGCUUGCCCUGUGCUGAAGGAAUUGGGAGUUGUUUCACCUUUCUCUCGGCAUGCGGAUUUUACAAAAAUGGUGGAGGUAAACUCUCCUUCGAAUAAAUUAUAUGUGGGAAGCAUAUUUCACAAAACUUUUGUUGAGGUAAAUGAAAGAGGCACUGAAGCUGGAGCGGGCACCCUUGUGCGGGUAUUCAAAAGUCUUAAUCCUGAAGAUUUUACUGGUAUAGACUUUGCAGCUGACCACCCUUUCCUCUUCAUGAUCCAAGAAGAUUUUACCGGAACAAUCCUCUUUAUUGGGCAGGUGCUCCAUCCUCUUGAUGGAGCAGUCACAUCCGUGAAGGAGGAAUUGAGAACAAAAGACUUUGCCUUCCCUUUUGGCAAGGCUGUGAAGUUAAACUUCUGUGAUUCUGAACCGGAGGAGAGUGGGGAGGAAGAUGAAGGUGAUGACGAAGAUGAUAUGCCUGAGGUUCCACCAAAGAGAAAGAAGUCAAGUAAAGAUGAUUGA
Messenger RNA from Lotus japonicus, 1356 nucleotides. RefSeq names its product serpin-ZX-like. The transcript is spliced from 3 exons. Gene Ontology annotation, molecular function: serine-type endopeptidase inhibitor activity. The coding region runs from base 1 to 1356 and encodes 451 amino acids. The record is from RefSeq and is a predicted model, not a curated record. NCBI's taxonomy places the organism in Eukaryota, Viridiplantae, Streptophyta, Magnoliopsida, Fabales, Fabaceae.